GUGGUGCAUUGUGGGAAACUCCUGAGCACUCCUCGGUAUCCGCAGCCACCGCCCGCUGUCAUCCCGUGAAUCGAAUGCGCAGCGAGAAGCUGGAGGCCCCAAAGAAGACGUAAGACCCAUAUAAUGCCCAGAGGUGAGCUGUCCUGAGACACUGUGGUCUAGCCACCUGCCAGUCACACAAGCCCCAAACCAGCUGCCAGCCAAAAUCGUCAUGGAGUCCCGAGGAAAGUCAGCCAGCAGCCCCAAGCCAGACACCAAGGUGCCUCAGGCCACAGCUGAGGCCAAGGCCACUCCAGCUGCUGAUGGGAAAGCUCCCUUGACCAAGCCUGUGAAGAAGGACGCCCAAGCAGAGAAGCAGGAGCAACCAGCAGCCCCUGGGCCAGCCACUACCAAGAAGACGCCAGCCAAGGCAGAUCCCGUACUUCUCAACAAUCACAGCAACCUGAAGCCAGCGCCCACGGUGCCGGCAGCCCCCAGCAGUCCUGAUACAACCUCAGAGCCCAAGGGUCCUGGGGAUGGGGCAGAGGAGGACGAGUCCAACACUGGAGGCCGAGGUCCCUGGCCUUGUGAGAACUUGACCCCUUUGCUGGUGGCUGGGGGUGUGGCCGUGGCCACCAUAGCCCUAAUUCUUGGUGUAGCCUUCCUAGCCCGGAAAAAAUGAUACCUGGUGUCCAGGUCAGGGCACAGAGCGCCACUUUCUGUACAGACCUGAAUAUAUAGUGCAUGCAAGGUCCUAGAUAUUUAUCUAUACAUAUACAUAGAACAACACACACACACACACACACACACACACACACACACACGUAUGCUACAUACAUCCAUGCAGCAGGAAAGAAAUAGACAGUGAGCCCACCUCCACUGACCCCAGCACACGCUCUCCCACGUUCUGGGGCAGGAGCCCAGCUCUGCCGUUUGCAGGAAGCACUAGUGUGGAGCAAAGGGGAGGAUAGCCUGAACUAGACAACUAGGAACAGAUGCUGGUUAUGGCCUCUGAAAGAUAAGUGGUGGAGUAGGCUGGCCCUGUGGGGACAUUAAAGGGCAUGACUGUUUUACUCUCCCCACUUGUCUUUUGAGGAGCCAGGAGCAGUCUGUCCGGGCCUGAUGCGUGGGGUGGGGGGGUGGACACUGACCUGAGGGUGGGAUUCAAAUCUGCAGGGCUACCUCUACCCACUGUCCCUGUCCUGGUUGGAUGGAAAAGCAAAGCUUGACAGCUCAAUUUGGGAUGGCGUUCCCACCUCUUCCUUUUUUUCAGUGUAUGCCCCAGGAGAGUUCCUGAGGCUAGGACCACCUUACUUCCUGCUCAGAGCUGCCAAUUGUUCCAGGGAGGGGGUAGUGCUGAAAGCCCGGUAGGAAACAUGGAGGAGCCGCAUUACAGUUCUGCCUGCCCAAUAUUCCCCAAUCCUGUCCUUCCUGCCUGCACCCAACGCCCCCUUAACAGCGUAUAAAUGCAAUAACACAGGUAGAGUAGAACUGCCCGGUGGGUGGCACUCACUCACUGCCUGCAGGAAGACCUGCUGUGCAGCCCCUCUUUAGUACAUCUGGCCCCAGCUUGCCCUUUGGUGUGACAGUGGGCACCUUCCAGACAACUGCAGUGGGCUCUAAGGAAACAUUGCCCUCACCUGGCCAGUGGUGGCAGGGACCUUGGGCCUGAGUGGAGGCUGAGUUGGAAAUAAACUGUUACAAUAUAAA
Rattus norvegicus (Norway rat) is the source of this 1689-nucleotide messenger RNA. RefSeq names its product cell cycle exit and neuronal differentiation 1 (gene Cend1). Gene Ontology annotation, cellular component: mitochondrion; vesicle; membrane. The transcript has 2 exons. The record is from RefSeq and is marked provisional. The coding region runs from base 212 to 661 and encodes 149 amino acids. Gene Ontology annotation, biological process: cerebellum development; neuron differentiation. Lineage: Eukaryota; Metazoa; Chordata; Mammalia; Rodentia; Muridae.